AUGUCUACAGUGCCUCCGGUAGUUGAUACUACCGAUUCGGGUGUGAUUCGUGGAAGUGUGGCAGCCGCUGCCUUUGCCGUUCGAAAUGCAACGGUGGAUGAGGAAGAGGUCUACCGAAAGCUGUUCAGCAGUGAUGCUCAGUGGCAUGAAGCUGGAGAUGAUGCUGGUGGACAGAAUAGCAAAGGCUUUCUAAACAGUACGCUAAUCCGUGAACAUCCAGGAGAUGUUCGGUCAUCAUCGCGGGCGCGUGAAACUGACAGCUUGUCAUCUUCACUGAUCGGUAUUGGUGCUAGUGAUGACGAUUACAAGGGUGGUCUGUUGGCAGAGGUGGAUGAUGCGGAGCCCGCGUCCAUCUCCAGCCGGCCGAGUGACUCGAGCCGCGGUUUCCAGAACACAUUCACCGUGCUCGAACGACACCUGCAGAGCAAGCAUUUCCAGUUCCGCCAGCUGCGGCGAUUCCUACAGUACAACGAGUCGAGCCAGACGCCAGUAUUUUGUAACGUGCCGCCAUCCUUAAACGAUAGUUCAAACUACUUAAGAAGUAUUAGCGAGGAAAGUGGUAGCGCUUCUACCGUCACCAGUAUCUCCUCCGACGCGGACGGAACAUCGUCGAGCCAGAUCAGGAGAUCCUCCGACAGUGAAGCUAAAACGCUCUUUCAUAAUAGCAGCGACGAGGAAAAUGAUCGGCCCAGUUUUUUGGAGCUGGAGCUGGAAGCAUCCGAUCGGUUGCGGAGAUUACGGGAGCGGUUAGGUGGCAGUGUACCGGAUCUUCCCCGAUCGUGCGAGUCGAUAGACUCGCCGCUCGUUAAAGCCCUGUACGGUGUCAGCUUGGAAUCGUUGGCAAAGCAUAACACCGAUCGAGUACAUCCCGAUCCGUCAGUUUUUAUCGAAGAAGAGGACAAACGAAGCCUGUCGGGAGAGUACCCCGACUAUCCGUACUAUGUCGCGCGAGGAUCCAACGGACUGGCCUAUCUAAAAGUGGUACACAACUCCACCGCCGGUUCGGGGACAGCAGGCGAGAAAGUCCUAUGCGGUAACCGAGUGAGCCAAAUGACCCGCGCGUACGAUGACAUAGAUGCUGUAACGCGCCUGCUGGAAGAGAAGGAAAAGGACCUCGAGCUGACGGUACAGAUUGGCAAGGAGCUACUAGCGCAGAACACGCACCUGGAGAACCGGGUCGCCGAGCUGGAGCAGGAGCUAAAAACUACGAACGAAAACCGGGCGCAGCUCUCGCACGAGCUGCAUCAGAAGAUCGAGCUGAUCGGGAUACUGACGAACGAUGCCGACGACACCAGUGAGAAUGUCACACCGACGGCAUCGAAGUCGAUCAACCUGGAGCUGCUGCAGCGGAAGGUUAAGCAAUUGGAGGACGAAAACAAAUCCUUGCGCACUGAAACCGCCCAGCUAGUGAAAGAAACGGACGAGUGCGAGGAGCAGGAACGCAGGCUGAUGGCGGAUAUCGCGAACCAGCUCACCACGGCCAACAGCGAGUUUGAUGGUUUAAAUUUGGAACUCGAACGACUGAAGGAGGAGAACCGGCUGCAGCAUGAACAGAUCAUUAGUCUUACAGGGCGGCUCGCGGAGGCCGAGAUACGACUGCAUCAGAUGACAUCAGAGAACGAGGAGGCGUCCUCGCUGCUAAGCAUCACCAAAGAAAAUCAGAACCUCCUAGCGGGCGAGCUGGCGGAAUUCAAGCUACGCUACCAGGAAGUGUUAAACCUGCUGCAGGAAACCCAAGAACAACUUCGCCGUCAACGCAAACGCUCCCAACCGCUCGCACGCAGUUCACUUAUUCCCGGUAUUACGGGAAUGCCCGUCGCACCGGAUUCGCUACAAUCGGAACUGAUGGAAACAUCCCUGUACUCGGAGCACAGUCUGGAUUCGGGUAUUGAUUCGGUGCGUGGCGGUGGGCUCGGUAGUAGUUCCAUGAUGGGUGGCCUAAUGUCCGGCUCGGGAGCACAGCAACAACUACCCGGCUACCGAAAAGUGUUUGAAACCGUGCGCUCUGCUAGUCGUGCAAAUCCGAACGGAUUCAGUGAUAGUUUCUCGCAACUCGGUUCGAUGACGAUGAGUUCCUCUUCGCAGCCACGCAUGGCACCGUACGUCUAUCCCGGACUGGGUGGUACUACUGGUAAUGGUAGCGGCAAUGCCGGAAUAACGACAAUGACACAUUCGUACAAGAGCAGUUCUUCCGUGUACAGCACAAUGUACGGCGGUGGCAGUUCACUCGGUGGCCGAUCUUACUCGCGCGAGAGUCUUACUGCCGAUUCCGAGGAUGGUUAUCCAGGACCUGCACAAACGGGUAUACCGGGAGCGCCUGGGGCGAAGGAUCUGGAGGCAGCGCUUAAACGUCUUACUCCGGCGGAAGUUCUUGCUAGGCGCGCGAUGUUGCAACACGCACCGCUGGGCACAUACAGCUACGACGAGCAACCGACGGGCAUACCGCUUGGAUGCCGCACACCGGACAGUAUUAUGUCGACCGGUUCGUCCGGACUUUCGGGACUUUCAUCAUCGGCAACGGGUAGCGGUAAUGGUCAGUGGCGUCUUCCAGAGAAGCUGCAGAUUGUGAAACCAAUCGAGGGCUCGCAAACGCUUCAUCACUGGUCUCGGCUGGCAACACCAACGCUGAGCGGCCUGCUCGAGGAGCGUCCCGGCGUCACGAUACGGGGAGGACGCGGACUGGACGAACUCGGUCUGCAGACAUACUCGCUUUCGGACGUCGAAGAGGACGAAGAUACUGAAGACCACCCCGGCAAGCGGUUCCAAUCAUUCGGCUGCACAUACACGUACACCAAUAGCACCGUACUACAUCCGGAUGACGGUACGACGGCAGUCACCUUCAGCUUGCCGCCUUCGCAAAUGUCCUCCCAGAUGACGUCCGAGUGUCCAACGCGGCAACCGACGGCUCCUUCAACACCACGCUCAAGUCUGUCGCGUCGCAAUUCCUGCUCGACGUUCAGCGUAAACAUGGGACUGGCCUCAAUGUUGAACGAACGGGGCAUCAAAGCGGUCACACCCAGUGCACUUAAUACGCCAGCCGGGCCCAACUUUUCACCGACGGUGACACCUUGCAAUAGUCCCGAUGGCUCACCUACUCGUUCUAUGUCACCGGAACCACCAUUGCUAUCCGGUCUGCUCGCAUCGACUGCUGACAUCUUGCGCAAACGAUUCACGGCCUCUACCGGCAGUGCAAGUGGUAGCGUGGCCCAUGGUUCCAAUACCGAUCCAGCGGAUCGACCAUCGAGAAUCAUAUCCCGCAACAAGGUCGCUCUGUCCCGGCUCGAAAAGAAAGCGCUGCGCUCUAUCAAGAUCAUGGAGAAGGUUGAGAGCAUCGGGCUGGAGAACAUAAUGCUACCGCCCCAGCAUCCACCGGGCAUCAGUCCGCUUGCCCUGCACGGUACAUCCGCACUCUACACUGCAGCAGCAACCGGUCGUGGUCGCAGCCCAAUGGCACAGCUGACCAGCCUGAAGCACCUACGUAAGCAGCAGCAACACCAGGACGACCUCGUAACGAUCGAUAAGGAAACUAUCAAAGCCGUACUGACGAAGGGCCUGUCGCACGAUAGCCUUAAGAGUAUGGCUUCAUCGUCCGGUGCUAGCAGCGGUAUCAGUACGGCCAUGUCUUCCGAUUCUGACAGCUCGUCCGUCGCCAGCUUCGAAUCGGAACCGCGUACAAAGGAAACGAUGGGUAGUUCGGUGGCUGCUACAGCUUCACCAACGACGGCGGCACGACUGAAGCAGAUGCAGCGACAAAAAUCACGCCGCAAUCUACUAAAUGGCGCCAACGGUGGCUCCCAGCGACCGGAUUUGGGCACAGUGAAUGGUUCCAAUCGGCCCGGCGUGCGACCCGACCUUGGCACGGUGGCUAACAAACCAACAGCAAAGACGGCUAGUGGUGGAAGCGGCAAGGAUGGUCGUAGGAACCAACAGCAGCAAUUAGCCGCGGCAGCACCAUCAACGACAACGGCACCACAAACAACGGCCAAGGAGGAAAGUCGUUCGCUUGGUCAGAGCGUGUACGGUACGAUUAGUUCGCUGUUGUUUGGACGCAAAGGUGGUUUGUUGUAA
Messenger RNA from Anopheles marshallii, 4068 nucleotides. RefSeq names its product trafficking kinesin-binding protein milt (gene milt). The coding region runs from base 1 to 4068 and encodes 1355 amino acids. The transcript is spliced from 5 exons. The record is from RefSeq and is a predicted model, not a curated record. NCBI's taxonomy places the organism in Eukaryota, Metazoa, Arthropoda, Insecta, Diptera, Culicidae.